GCGCCCGCCUGCUUUCGUACCCGCCCUUUGACUUGAACGUCGACAAAAAGCCUUUCAAAGGGUAAAACAUACUAGGCAUCUAACAAAUGAUCUUUACUGGUGCUCUCUUCGUUCUCGGCUUCGCCAUUUCUGGCGUCACUGCCCAAUCGGGCACGAGCUCUGCGAUUCCUACUGCUGCGCCGUCUGGCAUCACGACCUGUAUCAUCAACUGUAGCACUCAGGCUGCCGCUUCGGGAGGUUGUUCGUCUUUCACCGAGCUGAGCUGCGUCUGCACGAGCACCGCGUUCCAAGAUGCUGCUAGCGCGUGCUUGCAAGCAAACUGCACCUCUGCCGAACAACAAGCCGCUUUACAGCUACAGUCCCAGGAGUGCGCCUCCAUAACUUCCGGUUCGGCGUCCGCCACCGCGACAUCCCCCGCCUCUUCUGCUUCUUCCGUCAUAUCAUCAGCUGUAUCCGGCACAUCCUCCAUCGCUUCCGGUGCCUCUUCUUCGGCUUCGAGUGCAGCUUCGAGUGCGAGUUCGGCGGCGAGCAGCAGUAGUGCGGCUGGUGGGAGGGUCGAGCUGAUUGGUAGGGGUGGGGUUAUGGGCGUUUUAGUUGCGUUUUCGGGGAUAGUAGCUGGGAUGGUUUUGGUUUUGUGAAGGAAAAUAUUGUGAAGGAAAAUGACACAAGGGAAGGGAAGGGAAGGGUUGAUUGGGUGGAGCCCGUGGAAUAUGAUGCCUAUAGCUUCGAUGACUAUACCUGUCGAUGAACUGUCGACGACUGGGUUGCGAGGUGGUGUUAUCCGAGUUUCUCCUCCUCCUCCUCCUCCUCCUCCUCCUCCUCCUCCUCCUCCCUGUGGUUUACUAUACCUUAUGUUGGCUCAUUCUCCCUCGUUCCAGGUAUUAUGAGUCCAAUAAAUUGAGUGAACGAC
This is a messenger RNA of Stereum hirsutum FP-91666 SS1, 910 nucleotides long. RefSeq lists its product as uncharacterized. The record is from RefSeq and is a predicted model, not a curated record. NCBI's taxonomy places the organism in Eukaryota, Fungi, Basidiomycota, Agaricomycetes, Russulales, Stereaceae. The coding region runs from base 87 to 638 and encodes 183 amino acids. The transcript is spliced from 3 exons.